Molecule: messenger RNA, 1800 nt
Organism: Telopea speciosissima
Lineage: Eukaryota; Viridiplantae; Streptophyta; Magnoliopsida; Proteales; Proteaceae
Product: AMSH-like ubiquitin thioesterase 3
Exons: 14
Coding region: 148-1713 (521 amino acids)
Biological process (GO): protein K63-linked deubiquitination; protein K48-linked deubiquitination
Cellular component (GO): membrane; endosome
Molecular function (GO): protein binding; metal-dependent deubiquitinase activity; K63-linked deubiquitinase activity
Source: RefSeq, a predicted model, not a curated record
AAAUCAAAACUGUUUUACUUCAUAGACACGCAUAAAGAACAAUCCUUUCGUUUGAGAAUCGAGUUUUCAUCGAAUUAGCGGGGAAAAAAAGUUCAUACUCGGAUAAGCCUUCAGAUUUCUCAGGAUUGUUGAGUAUCGCCGGAAAAGAUGAAGCCUCUAGACAGGCCGAUCAACGUUAACGCCAUGACUCGAAAGAUCAAUGUUGACAAUCGGAUCCCCCUUCGUCAUUACUACCGAAUAGCAGAUAAUCUUAUCAGACAGGCUAGUAUCUACCGAGAGGAAAAGAAUAUCAUAGAUUUGUAUAUUAUACUUCUCAGAUUUUGCAGUUUGCUGUCUGAAACUAUACCACUCCACCGUGAUUACCAGUUAUUGCUUCCAAAAGAAAGGGUCUUUUACAGACGGAAACUGCUUGAUGUCAUAGAGGAACUGGAAAGGAUGAAGGCAGAGUUUAAUCGUCGGUUGGAUGAACUGAACAAAGCACGUACCAUAGCCCAAUUGAAUUGCCUAGAAAAUACUUCAAAUAUUUCAACAGUCUCUUCUACAGAAUAUCCCUCCAUUAAAAAGUCAAUUUCAUCAAACUUGGAUAUUAAACAGGUGCAGCUGCACCCAGCUAGCAGAAAUGCAUUGCACUCUUCAUGGAAGCAUCACAAUACGGUUACUCAAGUUGCAUCACCAAAAACCCUGCAAAUUGAGAAGCAAUUCCAGAAGAUGUCUUUCAGCCUACCCCUUCCUAAGGAGGAAACAUUGUCCAGACACUCAUUUUUAGGUCCAACUGGUCUCCAUGGUCAGUGGCAAGGACCUAUUGCAGGGACAAAGGUGCAGUAUCCUAGCAGUGCUGACAUACCUUCAACUGAAGAUUUGGGCCUGAACCAGACUGGAAAAGAUGGUCAUGUGGCAACAAAAAAUGGUGAUCCUGGAGAGGCUAGAUCUACAAUGGAAUCAGUGCUUUCCUUAGAUGAUGGUAGCUGGUUACAGCCUGCUGAGGAUUCAUGUUCUUUGUCAACUGUGGAGAGGAGGGAAGAUAGUUUUGAGUUGAAUAACAUCUGGCAACCGUCGCCACCGCCUGUUCUUGCACAAGUACAGCAGGAGUACCUUCCGAUUCAUCCGUCAAAAGUUGCUGAUCCAAGACCUGGACCGGCAAAAUCUUUACCGGAAGGGAUGUCUGACUCUAGUUCUUAUCAGCAUUUACACAUUCCAGUUAAAAUGAUGGAGGACUUUCUGAGACUGGCACAAGCAAAUACAGCAAAAAAUCUAGAAACUUGUGGAGUUCUUGCGGGUUCUCUUAAAAACAGGGUUUUCCAUAUCACUACGCUAAUAAUUCCAAAGCAGGAGUCCACUUCAGAUUCAUGCCAGACAAUGAAUGAGGAAGAAAUUUUUGACAUUCAAGACAAACUUUCCCUUUUCCCUCUUGGGUGGAUUCAUACACACCCAUCGCAGACUUGCUUCAUGUCAUCAGUUGAUCUUCACACUCAUUAUUCAUAUCAGGUCAUGUUACCAGAAGCAAUUGCAAUUGUUAUGGCUCCCACAGAUACAUCCAGGCAGCAUGGCAUCUUUCAUCUUUCGGAUCCAGGAGGUAUAUCUGUGAUUCGUAACUGUCAAGAGCGUGGGUUUCAUCCUCAUGAAGAGCCUGAUGAUGGAAACCCAAUCUAUGAGCACUGUUCCCAUGUUUAUAUGAACACCAAAUUGAAGUGUGAUAUUGUUGAUCUUCGGUAAUCAUGUAAUUUCUAGGUUUUGAGCUGUAUGUAGAAUAUAUUGCAGUAGCAAGAAACAAACAGUAAAUAUUUGUGGACUAAUCCUGUA